AAGGACCGAGAUCUUCUUCCAUUAGUGCUGCUGAGCUUUGUUGUUCUGCGUUCUUUGCAGCGGUUCAUACCGCUGAUUUGCUUUUUCGUCACAACCUGUGGCACUUGUUCGAGUACAGUUUGUUGAAAAGAGUUUUGUGGAUCAUCCGAGUUUUUUCUUUACGUGCAAACACUUUUUUCGAAGAAAUUGAAAUAUACUUUAAGUUCACAGAAAGAAGAUGCAGAAACUGUUCGCGUUUUGUCUCGCGGUCCUCGCGACCGCCACCCUCUCUGCGUUCGGGGAGCCGCUCCCUUCGUUUAUCCAUUGCAAAUAUGUCUGGGUCUGGAAACUUGUGAUGCUAAAAUCUUAGUGGUGGGCGCACUACGAUACGCAGCCAAGCAUGACAAAUUUUUGGGCUGCUAUUGUGUUUCGUUUUCCUCAUGGCAAACCUGCGUUUUUCCAUGACAAGCAAGAGGCCCGUUGCCCCCUCAUGCAUCACAGAUUUAUGAUUCAUGCCAGACAAGCAAGACAAACUCGCAUUCUUCCAGACCCAGACAUAUUUGCAUUUGAUAUCGUUUGACGUUUCGCCAAAGCGGGCGGUGA
Molecule: messenger RNA, 582 nt
Organism: Amoebophrya sp. A120
Lineage: Eukaryota; Dinophyceae; Syndiniales; Amoebophryaceae
Source: the annotation of a GenBank genome assembly